Molecule: messenger RNA, 1319 nt
Organism: Sorghum bicolor (sorghum)
Lineage: Eukaryota; Viridiplantae; Streptophyta; Magnoliopsida; Poales; Poaceae
Product: probable ribosome-binding factor A, chloroplastic
Exons: 4
Coding region: 115-738 (207 amino acids)
Biological process (GO): ribosome biogenesis; rRNA processing
Molecular function (GO): ribosomal small subunit binding
Source: RefSeq, a predicted model, not a curated record
UAUUUGCUCAACUGGACCCGGCAACACUAUCCCCUUCGCCGGCGCCGCUCCCGCUCCGUCCCACUCCCACCCGCGCUCUCCACCGAUCGAUCGAAGCAUCCGCCUUCCGGCGUGAUGUUCCCGUGCCGCCCUCUGGCUCCGCGGCCCCCGCCGCGUGCCCUUUCCCUCUUGCGGCUUCCUCCGUCGUCGCUGCGGCCGCCGCCGUCGUCUCUGCGCGUGGUGCGGUGCAUGGCGAAGGAGCGGCGGGUGCGGAUGGUGGCGAAGCAGAUCCAGCGGGAGCUCGCUGACAUGCUCACCCGCGACCCCGUCCUGCAGCGCGCCGUGCUCCCCGAGGCCGCGCUCGGCGCCGACCGCUACCUCUCGUCGCUCACUACCAUCGCCGACGUCGAGCUCUCCAACGACCUCCAGGUGUGCAAGGUGUACGUGUCCGUGUUUGGGGACGAGAGGGGGAAGAAGGUGGCCAUCGAGGGGCUCAAGGCCAAGACCAAGUACGUCAGGAGCCAGAUAGGCAAGCGGAUGAAGCUGCGCCUCACGCCGGAGAUAAGGUUCAUCGAGGAUGAGUCUAUGGAGCGUGGAAGCAGGAUCCUUGCUAUACUUGACAAACUAAAGGAGGAAAGGGAGCAACAAGAAGGAAAAGAUGGAGAGGAAGAUGUAGAAGGUUCAUAUAUAUCAGAAGAAGAAGAUGGUGACUGGGAUGCAGAUGACCCAGAUGAGGAGGAUAUCAUUUAUGUAAAAUAGCCUAUCGUAUUCUGGGAACUUGGUCAUCAUUCAUCCAGAGCACAGCAGUUCUCUUCGGAGUUUAAUCCAGUGAAGUUCAGAACUCACUGCUUACCUGCUUGUCGAAGCACUCCAAAGUAUAUCAGCACUUGAAGAGGUUUACAGAGACGUCUCUUUUGUCAAUUGAAGCAGGUCAUAUCACAUCCCUGAUGCUGUUUAGAAGCUGGUCAUGUCCUUUCUUCAUUUGCGAUGUGGGGUAAUUUCAAUGAGGGAUUCGAAAGCUAGUCUUUUUUCUGUCCACUGGAUCAUGAUAUCUGACCAUUGACGCAAGACAGUUUUGGCUGAUGCGCAUUCCUCUGUUAUAUGUUAACUAGCAAAUGUUUAAUUUGUACCUGCCUAGUUAUCUUGCUGCGUUUCAGUCAUAAUUUUCUUUUAUGGUUUGGGUACAGUUUCUCUCUCUUUCUCCGAGCCAUUUUGUAAUAGAGUAGCAUCAGUAUGAUUUAAUGAUAAAAUAUCACUUUCUCAUCGGAUCUAACAAAAAUGAUCUGGAUAUUACAAAUGUAUCUCCAGCUGAGCUUCUUUUGGAAAUUAGUAGUCCUUGA